UAUGGAGAAUUCAAGAGUUUGUAAUGAAUGAUCUGUUGACUUUCCUCAUCCUAAAAUGAUGGUGCAACUCUAUUGCUGACACACAACAAGAAGUUAGAACUACCCUUUUUUUUUCCCAGCAAUUUCAUGAGUUUUGACUUGUGAAUUGUUUUUGUCUUCACUUUGAAUUUCUAUUAUAAUACAAUUUGAAGCCCAUGGUUGCAAGCUAUGUUAAUGGUUUCCAACUUCCAACGACACCUUUAAAAAAGAAACACUGCAAAUACAAUUCCUCCUUUUUUUGUAUUCAUAGAUAUGCUAUACAAAUGACUCAUUCUCCGUGAUUGUUUCACCUUCAAAUCCUUUCUUUUGAAGAAAGUGACAGCCAAAUCUUUUCCCUUUUCACACCUUUUCACUUUUUUGUUCUUCAAGUCCUAGACAUAAUACUAUAAUCUCAUUUGGUUUUUAUCAUUAUUUUUUUUGGGGGGCUCUUGUUUACUCACUAAAAGCUUUUUUUUUUCUUUUUUAUUUUUUUUUCCUAAUGAGGUUCUUGGUUGGUGAGCUAAAAUACAGCUGCCUUGUAUUGACUCGUUGCUUUAGAUCAUGGAGAGCUCGUUGCUGUGUCCUUGGAUCCUCUCAGUAUUCCUUUUGGCUUUCUGGGUAUCUCUUUAAUAUGGAAAACCUGUGAAUUCUAUCUAUUUUGUUGUUGUUGUUUUUCUGGGGUUAUAUUCUCAGAGAGCAUUAGCAAAGUGAGGUUGUCUGUUUCUUUAGGGCUAUGAAGUGUUUUUAUUUCUCUGGUAAAGAGAAGAAUGCUGAACCAAAAACUACAAAGUCUAUUUCGGUCCGGUCUUCCACUUCCAUUUCCAUGUCAGCAGAUCAUGAUAUGAGGAAAUCUGGGUCUGAGUUCAAUUCUCAGAAUGUCUCAGAUUUUAGCACAGAAUCCUCCACGAAGAAUUCAUUUGCUGCUUUAUCUCAAAGACAAAGUAAUCUCAGAGAGUUCACAUUCUCAGAGUUGAAGACAGCAACAAAGAAUUUCAGCCGCUCCCUGAUGAUCGGAGAAGGUGGGUUUGGUGGUGUAUAUAGGGGUGUAAUCCGACGCACAGAAGAUCCUCAUAAGAAAAUUGAUAUUGCUGUUAAACAGCUCAGCAGAAGAGGGUUGCAGGGGCACAAAGAAUGGGUGACAGAAGUAAAUGUUUUAGGGGUAGUUGAACACCAAAAUCUUGUGAAAUUGGUGGGUUAUUGUGCUGAGGAUGAUGAAAGAGGGAUACAGAGGCUGCUGAUAUACGAGUACAUGCCCAACAGGAGUGUGCAGGAUCACUUGUCAAGUCACUUUCAAACAACACUUCCUUGGACCACCAGAAUUAAAAUUGCCCAGGACGCUGCCCGAGGCUUAGCAUACCUUCAUGAAGGAAUGGACUUUCAGAUUAUUUUCAGAGAUUUCAAGUCCUCAAAUAUACUUUUGGAUGAGCAUUGGAAUGCAAAGCUGUCAGACUUUGGGUUGGCCAGACUGGGGCCUUCAGAUGGAUUAAGUCAUGUCUCAACUGCGGUUGUAGGAACUAUUGGAUAUGCAGCUCCUGAAUACAUUCAAACCGGGCGCCUGACAGCUAAAAGUGAUGUGUGGAGCUAUGGAGUUUUCCUUUAUGAACUCAUAACAGGUAGGCGCCCUUUGGAUCGGAGUCGCCCCAAGCGUGAGCAAAAGCUUUUAGAAUGGGUCAGGCCACACAUCUCUGAUAUAAAGAAGUUCAAGUUGAUUUUGGACCCUAAGCUCGAAGGGAAGUAUUCUCUCAAGUCUGCACAUAAACUUGCAGCAGUAGCAAACAAAUGCUUGGCGCGGCAGGCCAAACAACGUCCCAAAAUGAGUGAAGUUCUAGAAAUGGUGAACCAAAUCGUGGAAGCAACAGAUAUGGUAAGCCCCCAACUCCCUAUGAAGAGUUCAACUCCGAAAAAUGUCUCUGAAGUAUCAAGAAGGGAGCGUCUAAAACGAAGGUUUGUUGAUCUGAUAACCGGGGACAAAGGAUGUUUGAUUUGGCGAGCAUGGAGACCAAAGAUUGUGAGAACUUGUUAAGAAACUAGUUGAUGAAUUUGGUUGAAUUCUGUAAGUUAGUCUUCCCUAUGUAUCGCAUAAAAACAAUUGUAAAGUCUUCCCUACGUAUCGCAUCAAAACCAUUGUAAAGGCUUUGCUUUGGCUGUAGGAAGUUUUCGAACUACCGUAUUUGAGCUGAUACUUUGUGCUCAAAGUUUAAUAGCUUGAAAGAGUAAUAUCUAGUCAAUAGCUGUUUAAUUUCA
Theobroma umbraticum is the source of this 2262-nucleotide messenger RNA. RefSeq names its product serine/threonine-protein kinase PCRK1-like. Gene Ontology annotation, molecular function: protein kinase activity; ATP binding. The record is from RefSeq and is a predicted model, not a curated record. Gene Ontology annotation, biological process: protein phosphorylation. Lineage: Eukaryota; Viridiplantae; Streptophyta; Magnoliopsida; Malvales; Malvaceae.